AUGGUGAUGAUGGCUUCACCCAAUUUAGCCUCCAAAUGCUCGACAGCAAUGGCGAAGCCUUCCCUCCCCCUGAAGCUGUUUCUCUGGGUGUUUAUUGUCGUUAAUCUCCCUACAAGCUCCUUCCAGACUGAUGACGAUGAUGAGGUGUCUAACAAGACGUGGGUGCUGACUCCCAAAGUGUACGAGAGUGACGUCACACACAUCCUAAACAGCCUACUAGAUGGAUAUGACAACAAACUCAGACCUGAUAUCGGAGUCAAACCGACAGUGAUUCACACAGACAUGUUUGUCAACAGCAUCGGCCCAGUAAAUGCCAUCAAUAUGGAAUACACCAUCGACAUCUUUUUCGCCCAGACCUGGUAUGAUAGGAGGUUAAAAUUCAACAGCACGAUGAAAGUCCUGCGUCUCAACAGCAACAUGGUUGGGAAAAUCUGGAUCCCUGAUACUUUUUUCCGCAACUCGAAGAAGGCAGACGCUCACUGGAUCACCACACCCAAUCGCAUGCUUCGAAUCUGGAAUGAUGGUCGAAUUCUCUACACCCUCAGGUUGACCAUUGAUGCCGAGUGCCAGCUUAAACUGAACAACUUCCCAAUGGAUGAGCACUCAUGUCCCCUGGAGUUUUCAAGCUAUGGCUACCCCAGGGAGGAGAUUGUGUACAAGUGGAAAAGGAGCUCAGUGGAGGUUGGGGACAUUCGCUCCUGGAGGCUCUACCAGUUCUCCUUUGUGGGCCUGAGGAACACCUCUGAGAUCGUCAGGACUGUCUCAGGAGACUAUGUGGUGCUGACCGUCUUCUUUGACCUGAGCAGGAGAAUGGGCUACUUCACCAUCCAGACCUACAUCCCAUGCACUCUAAUUGUUGUCCUCUCCUGGGUCUCAUUCUGGAUCAACAAGGAUGCGGUACCUGCCAGGACAUCAUUAGGCAUCACCACUGUGCUAACCAUGACCACACUGAGUACUAUUGCCAGGAAGUCCCUACCAAAAGUUUCCUACGUGACCGCCAUGGACCUGUUUGUGUCUGUCUGCUUCAUCUUCGUCUUCGCCGCACUUAUAGAGUAUGGCACGCUGCACUACUUUGUUAGCAACAGGAAGCCGAGCGCCAAAAAGGACAAGAAGAAGAAGAACCCGCUCCUCCGGCUCUUUUCCUCAAAGCAGACACCCACGGUAGACAUCCGUCCACGCUCAGCCACUGCCAUUCAAAUGAACAACGCCACACACAUGCAGGAGCGAGACGAGGAGUACGGCUAUGAGUGUCUGGACGGGAAGGACUGCACCAGUUUCUUCUGCUGUUUCGAAGACUGCCGCUCCGGAGCCUGGCGGCACGGCAGGUUGCACAUCCGCAUUGCCAAGAUAGACUCGUACGCUCGCAUCUUCUUCCCCACUGCAUUUGGUCUCUUCAACCUGGUCUACUGGGUCUCCUAUCUCUAUCUCUAG
Toxotes jaculatrix (banded archerfish) is the source of this 1431-nucleotide messenger RNA. RefSeq names its product gamma-aminobutyric acid type A receptor subunit gamma2 (gene gabrg2). The coding region runs from base 1 to 1431 and encodes 476 amino acids. The record is from RefSeq and is a predicted model, not a curated record. Gene Ontology annotation, molecular function: inhibitory extracellular ligand-gated monoatomic ion channel activity; transmitter-gated monoatomic ion channel activity involved in regulation of postsynaptic membrane potential; GABA-A receptor activity. NCBI's taxonomy places the organism in Eukaryota, Metazoa, Chordata, Actinopteri, Toxotidae. Gene Ontology annotation, cellular component: GABA-A receptor complex; postsynapse; neuron projection. The transcript is spliced from 10 exons. Gene Ontology annotation, biological process: chloride transport; regulation of postsynaptic membrane potential; nervous system process.